Molecule: messenger RNA, 357 nt
Organism: Acanthoscelides obtectus
Lineage: Eukaryota; Metazoa; Arthropoda; Insecta; Coleoptera; Chrysomelidae
Source: the annotation of a GenBank genome assembly
AUGAAACGGAUCAAUUUUAAUAAGGACAAUAAAGGUGUCGUGAAAGUUAAAAUGGAACUAAACUUUAGGAUUGAUGAUACGUCGAAACAAUUUGAAUCAAUUGCAAAAAGAGGGAGACAUUUAAAAGCAAUUAAAUUAAAUAAAAAGGAAUUAAAGAAUAAAGUAAAAGAAGAUAAGUUGAAAAAUCUGAAAACAUUGUUAUUCCUGUACGAUGAAAAUUGGCAACAUGAUGAGCGGCUGGCUUUCUUUAAAGACUUUUUGGCAGAGUGCAAUGUGGGUACAACAAUACCUGAAUCCGAUUCGGAUGAUGGCUUCGAUUGUGACUGCAACGAAGAGGAUGGUGGAGUAGCCAUAUGA